ACAGAACAUCAACAAACCAGCAAGCCCCAGAGCGAGGUGGCAGGCACUGAUAAUCGUACCCUUAUUUAGGGCUACAAGGUCUGAAAAGACAGCAAGGAAAGCGGAACUUAAACAGCCACCUUGGGUCACAACGAAUGAAGAAUGGCUGGGAUUUUCGAAUUUGACCUGGAGUCGGAGGACCUUAGCGAUGUUGAGGAUGACGACUGUGACUUCACCGUGGCGCAGACAGAUCCUGGCAAAACAGAAGAGAUAGAGCUUACCAGUGCCGUUGUCAACAGAGACAGUGAGAGGAUCGGACCAGACAGCUUUGAGCUGCUGAGUGUGCUGGGCAAGGGGGGCUACGGCAAGGUUUUCCAGGUGCGAAAAGUGCAGGGUUCACAGACCGGGAAGAUAUUUGCCAUGAAGGUUUUGAAGAAGGCCAAGAUAGUGUGUAACGCGAAGGACACGGCCCACACGCGUGCCGAGCGUGAGAUCCUGGAGACAGUGCGUCACCCGUUCAUCGUCGACCUGCUGUAUGCCUUCCAGACCGGGGGGAAACUCUACCUCAUCCUGGAGUGUCUCAGUGGUGGCGAGUUGUUCAUGCAGCUUGAGAAGGAAGGAAUCUUCAUGGAGGACACUGCAUGCUUUUAUCUGGGCGAGAUCGUGCUGGCUCUGGGGCACCUUCACUCAAAUGGGAUCAUCUACCGAGACCUGAAACCGGAGAACAUAAUGCUGAACCACCAAGGUCACAUCAAGCUGACUGACUUUGGCCUAUGUAAAGAGUCCAUUCACGACGGGGCUGUCACACACACUUUCUGUGGGACCAUAGAGUACAUGGCUCCGGAGAUUCUGACCCGUACGGGGCACAACCGGGCAGUGGACUGGUGGAGCCUGGGAGCCUUGAUGUAUGACAUGAUGACCGGCUCGCCUCCGUUCACUGCUGAGAACAGGAAGAAGACCAUCGAUAAAAUCUUGAAGUGUAAAAUCAACCUGCCACCCUACCUCACGUUGGAUGCCCGAGACAUGAUCAAAAAGCUGCUGAAGAAGAACCCUUCCCAGAGGCUUGGCUCCAGUGCAUCAGACUAUAAAGACAUACAGAAACAUCCCUUCUUCAGACACAUUAACUGGGACGAUCUGCUGAAUAGGAGAUGUGAGCCUCCCUACAAGCCGUGUCUGCAAUCCGAAGAGGAUGUAAGUCAGUUUGACACCAGGUUUACCAAGCAGCCUCCAGUGGACAGUCCCGAUGACUCCUCAAUCAGCCACCAGCAUGAACACGCCUUCGCUGGUUUUACCUACGUGGCCCCCUCAGUGUUGGAGAGUCUGAAGGAGGGCUUCUCCUUUGAGCCGAGGACACGUCCUGCGCGCCGACACAACAGCAGUCCGCGGACACCAAUCAGUCCUCUGAAGUUUUCUCUCGCCGGGCCGUUCGCCAAGUCCGGAGGAGACAGCGAGUCGGACCUGCUCUCACAGGCACCGUUCGCGGCCGCAGUAUUUCCCCCGGCCCUGCCCACCGACAACGGUGCCACGCAGCCAAUCAGCACACCCGGACGGAACAAAAAGCAGAAGGUUUCUUCAGUGGCUGCAGUGUAAACUGAGACGCAAGUUUGCUUGAUGACCACCGAAAGACUAACAUCCAGAAAAUCUCCCUACCAACCUUAGCCUGACUGACUCCUCUAGACUGUUAUCAACAUACCUACAAACACAAACCAAUACUCACACAACUAAUAACUACACAUUUACUUACCUCCCCAACCUCCAACUAACCUUCGGUCUACCUAUCCACCCACCCAUUGGAACAUACAAUCACCCACCAGGUCUAAUUAGAUUUAAUCAAAUUGAUAUUGGCCCGGGUGUCAUCUGAUAAUGCAGUUGACAUACCAAGCAGCCUAGCAAAGUUCUAUAUGAAGCCAAAAACAGUGAGGGGGCCAAAGACUUUUGUGCUUCCUUUUCAAGCCAUAAGAACAGUGUGGGAUCAUUUCAUGCCUUGUACUCCAGUAGCUCUUUAAAGUUCCCUGUAUCUUCCUCAUGGCCUCUGAACGCAUUUCCCUGCAUUGCCAAAUAUUGUAAACCACCAUGUAUCUUCAAAAGGUUUUCUCUGGCCUCUUCUUACAGAUUCUUCUGUGCAUUAGAUAAUGUGGUUGUGAUUGGUUGAGCUUCGUGUAUGGAUGUGGUCUCUGCAUGUUUAUGGCUCUGGCUAUUUUUGUGAUUUUUAUACAUGACAAUAAGCCUUCAUCCAAUUCUUGAGUCCUAAACUCAUGUAUACAGGGUCAGAAAUUGUUAGUAAUUUGUAUCUUCUUGUCUCUGAAUGCGCUUCAUCAAUAAAACCACAGAACUGCCAUGCACCUUG
Messenger RNA from Esox lucius (northern pike), 2326 nucleotides. RefSeq names its product ribosomal protein S6 kinase beta-2. Gene Ontology annotation, molecular function: protein serine/threonine kinase activity; ATP binding. The record is from RefSeq and is a predicted model, not a curated record. Lineage: Eukaryota; Metazoa; Chordata; Actinopteri; Esociformes; Esocidae. The transcript has 17 exons. Bases 142 to 1569 code for a protein of 475 amino acids. Gene Ontology annotation, biological process: protein phosphorylation; signal transduction.